This is a messenger RNA of Bradysia coprophila, 3710 nucleotides long. RefSeq names its product dipeptidase 1. NCBI's taxonomy places the organism in Eukaryota, Metazoa, Arthropoda, Insecta, Diptera, Sciaridae. Gene Ontology annotation, molecular function: metallodipeptidase activity. Gene Ontology annotation, biological process: proteolysis. The record is from RefSeq and is a predicted model, not a curated record.
GGGUUCAAAGCUUGUUCUGUGAAGUGAAAACCAUUUUCAUGUUAGAAAUUUAAUUUUGUGCUUAACUGAGAGACAGACAACAGUGGAGUUUCAUGUAAAAGAUAUCAGAUUCUGGUAAACGAAAAUAUAGAAAAUAAAAAUCAAAAGGGAAAUUGUACAUCAAAUCUCUACCAAUUGACCGUAUUAUUUCAUAUACACCACCAUCACUCACACACCUUAAAUAUUGCAAAAAAAAGGAUUUUGUUUUUCCUGUUCGUUCUCAUGUGCUUUUUUACGUUUUUUUUUCUGUUCAUUUGUUUGACGGUGCUGUGAUGAAUAUUUCAUUGUUCGAUCAAAAUAAAAAAGCAUAUUACUCACAGCCAUAAAUACAAAUGGAAAAAUCUUGAUUGUGUAUAUGGAAUUUACGGUGCUUUAUGGUACCAGCCAGCGAGCAAAACAUAUCUAUAUACAGAGACGAACGAACGAGAAAAAAAAAGUACGAGAAGAUCACAAAUUCGAUUAAGAUAAAAAUUUGUGGAAAUAAAUGUUUCCAUCAAUGUGUCACACAACACACAUAGCUCUUUGCUAGAGAGAUCUUUUAUGCGAACGAAAAUACUGUAAGAAAUAUCUGGUGUACGAAAAAUAGACCGUAUUGUGAUAACAAACAACAAGAGAAAAAUAUGUUUUUCUAUUUGAAGAAUUCGAUUAUGGUAUAAAGUUCGGUAAUUUUUUUCAUUCUUCUUCUUCGUCUUUGCUCUACUGAAAAAUGAGUUUUGCCCUUUGAGAACAAAAAAUUUCGUAUUUGUAAAGUGUCUCUUUGUGGGUGCACUUAGGUGUGAAGAUAACUACCCUCGGCAGAAUAUCCUCGAGGCAAGAACAACUUGCCACGACAGAACUCAAUUAACGACAACUACACAAAGAAGUAAUGCACUAGCAUUCUGACAUCCAUCUAAUAUUUGUAUCGUGCAUGAGGAACAUCUAAAAUUACGCUUCAUUACCGAUAUUAUAUCUUGUGGAAUCGUUUGUUAAAUUUCCGGUUGGCUGUUCGGCAAUCAUACACCAUCACCGUCAAUCACCGAAAAACGAUUCAAUUCCAUCACACGUUAUAAAUGUUCAAAAUAUAAAAAAAAAAUCCGAGAUGCCAUCACAAACGUGUUUCGAGGCAGCGUUCGAUUCGCGAAGCCAUUAUUCAGAUUCGGCAGCGAAUAACAAUUUUUAUCAUGUGGGAAGUUUACGCAAUCAGCAUCGCGGUGACGAUCAAUUGGUAAAGUCACAUUCCAAUUAUGGUUCGUUAAGAGGUAGCCUAUUGAAGAGUAAUCAAUCGCUGUGUAGCUGCAAUGCAGAAACUGAGAUCGAUAUAAAUCCCUCGAGACCACUUUAUCAAUACAGCUUAGAUAGAAAGAAUAAAGUUCAUACGUAUACCUGCGAACAGAAUGCUCAAAUCCUGUUGAGACUGGAGCGGGAGCGUCUACGAUGCAAUCACACGAAAAAUUCGAAAAAUUCUAAAGAUAAUCUGCGCGGCUCCUCUUAUAGCAUUCGUACGCUCGAUUAUUCGUCCAAAUACGAUAAUGAUGGCAUGGAGAUUGACACCUACAUUGAUGUCGACAUACCGCCGCCACCAACUCCGCCAAAUUGUAAGCCAUCACUUUCACGUCAAAGUUCCACCAAACAGACACAAAGCAAAUCGACAAUUUUAAAAAAUUGUGCAAACAUUUGCAUUCAUGAGGCAAAUCCAAUUCAUCAGAAAAAUAAUACCAUCAACAGCACCACCACCGCCACUACCACCAGCACCGCUGACAAUGUCAUUUCAAACAAUCACAAAAAUAAAUUAUCAUCCGCGAAAAUGACGGUAGAAAACAAGAAUAAAUUCGACCAGAACGAUGGAUAUAAUUGCAUGAACAAUAAGCCCAUCAUAGCUGACAAAGAUGAAGAGUCCUUGUUUUUCUACCAUCACGAACCGAACCAGUACAUGCCAAACUAUGACACUUUGCACCAUAUCCCUGGCAAAUACAAUACCAUCGGACCAAUCAAAUCAUAUCGCAAUGAUACCGGCAAAUAUGAUUCGAACAAUAAAUUUCAUUCGAGCACCUGCAAUUUAAAACCAUUUCACAAGUCGACCAAUAAUUUGAUGAUGAAUGGUCGAUAUUUCACAAACUCAUUAACCAAUUUUCAUUAUCCCCCAUUCAAUUACCAUCAUUAUGGUAAUGGUCAUUCACCGUACAUUCAAUUUCAAAAUAUCGAUGGAGAUAUGGAUUUGCCGCCGUUAAUGGGCAUUGGAUGUGAUCAUCAUGUAAGUGUCAAACAGCAGGGACAUAUACCAUGGAAACAUCGACAGUGUCCUAGCAUUGCAUCGAGCAGUUCAGUGUCAACGAUAACAAAAUGGGAUCCAUUUCGUCACUGGUUGGCGGUAACUUCAAUUUUAUUGAUCGCUGGAGCAGCUGGUGUCGCCGUUCCUCUAGCACUGAGAGUUGCAGCGGGCGCACCAUUCGAAGAACGAUUGCAAGCAGCAACGCAGCUUCUGAACACAGUACCAUUGAUCGAUGGACACAACGAUUUACCAUACAACAUUCGAAAAUUCUUACACAAUCAAUUGAACGAGUUCAACUUUGACAUAAGUCUCAAGAACAUACCGCCGUGGUCGCGAUCAGUAUGGAGUCACACAGAUCUGCCACGACUUAAGAAAGGACGAGUAUCGGCACAGUUUUGGGCAGCCUAUGUCCCCUGUGAGGCUCAACAUAAAGAUGCCGUUCAGCUAACCUUAGAGCAGAUAGAUGUGAUAAUUCGAUUGACCGAAAAAUAUUCUCCCCAGUUGACUACGUGCACUUCGGCUAUAGACAUUGUGGAAGCUCAUAAGAACCAUCAACUUUGUUCAUUGACUGGCGUUGAAGGUGGUCAUAGUUUAGGCGGUAGUCUUAGUGUUCUUCGUACAUUUUAUUCGCUCGGUGUUAGAUACAUGACUCUAACUUCAACUUGUCACACGCCGUGGGCUGACAGCAGUUAUGCUGAUUCGCCAAAGUUUGAUGUGAAACACGGGGGAUUAACUGAGUUCGGAAAGACCAUCAUUCGUGAAAUGAAUCGGCUCGGUAUGAUCGUUGAUCUGUCCCACGUAUCGGUCGGCACAAUGAAAGAUGCUCUGGCCAUAUCGGAAGCACCUGUGAUAUUCUCACAUUCGUCGGCAUACGAACUGUGUAACUCCAGUCGAAAUGUACAGGAUAGCAUAUUAGAGUUAAUCGUAAAAAAUCGUGGACUGAUUAUGGUGAAUUUCUAUUCGAGUUUUUUAAGUUGCAGCGAAAAUGCGACUGUUCAGGAUGCUGUUGCUCAUCUUAAUCACAUAAAAUUGGUAGCUGGAGUUGAUUACGUUGGAUUGGGUGCCGGCUACGACGGAAUCAAUUUCACUCCUAAAGGGUUGGAAGAUGUAUCCACGUAUCCAGUACUGUUUGCUGAACUGCUUGGCGACGGUUGGACCGUUGAUGAGCUCACCAAACUAGCUGGUCAAAACUUUUUGCGUGUUUUAGCUGAAGUCGAAAGUAUUCGGGAUAAAAAGCGCGACGAGGGCAUUCGACCGUACGAGGACAUAUUGAAUUUCCGGUUGGAAGAUCCGUACAAUUGUACGACCAGCUAGAUAAGGGCCAUUACGAUCAACGAAGAGUUUUAGCUUUUUUGGUAUUUGUUGAUUCGAAAGUGGUGUACAACCUUAAAAACAGUGGACGCUGUAACAUGAGAUCGUUACG